GUUACGAGAAUUUAUUAUACACUCGAGCAUUUAUCCUGCACACGAAUGUACUCUCCGAAUGCCUUGUUUUAGAUUUCUGUAUCUCUAUAUCGACAAUAUACCAUCACGUGAUGAGAGACAUACUUACGAAGAAAAAUACUUCUGUUUCAUCUAAGAAUAUCUCCAUCUUGUAUGAGAUUCCCCUCCCUCAAUAUCGCCACGUCACUGGAGAAUAAAAUACAAAAGAAUUGGGAGUAACGGGUUUAAAGCCCAAUUAUCUCAAAGUUUGGGGCAAGAUAAACCCGAAACCCGUUUAAAUUUGGAACCAAGUUUAUCAACUCCCAUGGAAACGUGUUCGUAAAUUGUGGAGCUGUGUGUAGUAAAAGACUGCAAAAUCUUCUUCGAUGGCAGCUUCUGCUCUUGCUUUCUCUCUGAAAACUUCACUCAACAAUUCUCCUCUGCUUUUUAUCCCUUCAAUUUCCUCAAAUCCUCUGCUGCCUCCAAAGAUUUCAACCCUUUCUUCUUCUUCGUCGUCGGAAAAUUACAGAAGCCAUCAGUUGAAGCUCCUCAAGAGCACCCCAAGAGCCUCUUCUGAAAGAGAAGGAGUUCCUGGUGAGUUGAUUGAAGAUUCAAAAUUCGUUCCUCUAAAUGCAGAUGAAAUGAUAUUUGGUCCACCUGCUUUGUUAUUGUUGGGGUUUGAAGCGGAGGAAGCUGAGAAGAUCCAACAGUUUUUGAAACAGCUAGAUGGAGAAUUCCUCAAGGUUAUUUAUUGUACUGAAGACAUGAUUACUCGUUCACUUUGGGACGCGAUGAAUACAAGCCAGCCAAAUUUGGAAGCAUUAAAGAUUGCUAAGCCGCUGCCACGAAUCUGUUUCUUCUCUGGUCUCAGUGGGGAGGAGAUGAUGGUGUUCAUUGAUUCUUUCCCGGAAUCAGGACUCGAACCAGCCAUUUUUGCAGCUCUUGUUCCCAACAGUGCCGAUAAACCACUGGCGGAGUUGAUAGAAGAGAUCGUGGGGGACCAUGAAAUGCUAACUGCGAAAGAAAAGGAAAAUGCAUAGGCUAUGCGGAAUCGACCAUUCAAGAUUCAGUUUUGUUUUUGCGCUUGAAACUUGCUUGUAGUUUAUGCAAUGUUUACAUUAGAGAGGUAAUGUAAUCUUCAAAGUUAUUGGAAUUCUCGCUAGGGGUUUAUAGCUCAAGCGAUUAUGAGUAUUUACUCUGCACCCGAAGUCCUAGGUUCGAUUCCCCCUUGCUCCAGUAUCGCUUGUAGAAAGAAAGUUGUUGGAAUUCUCAAAAUUAUAUUGACUCUAUAGAAACCCUAUAAAUCUUGCCACUC
This is a messenger RNA of Malus domestica (apple), 1312 nucleotides long. RefSeq lists its product as uncharacterized. The record is from RefSeq and is a predicted model, not a curated record. Lineage: Eukaryota; Viridiplantae; Streptophyta; Magnoliopsida; Rosales; Rosaceae.